Ustilago hordei is the source of this 1221-nucleotide messenger RNA. RefSeq lists its product as uncharacterized. Gene Ontology annotation, molecular function: phosphatidylinositol-3-phosphate binding. The transcript has a single exon. The record is from RefSeq and is a predicted model, not a curated record. Bases 1 to 1221 code for a protein of 406 amino acids. Gene Ontology annotation, biological process: endocytic recycling; late endosome to Golgi transport. Gene Ontology annotation, cellular component: early endosome membrane; retromer complex. NCBI's taxonomy places the organism in Eukaryota, Fungi, Basidiomycota, Ustilaginomycetes, Ustilaginales, Ustilaginaceae.
AUGGCAUUCUAUAACGCAGGCCCGCUCUCCCCAGGCCACAACUCCACUUCGGCUUGGGGCGGUACCGAUACUGCCGAAGAAGAUCCUUGGGCUGCUCCUGGUGCCUCCUCCUCCUCCUCCUCCUCCUCUGCCACUGCCAGCGCUGUUCCAACCGCAACUUCUUCCACCAGCUUCGCAGCUUCCCCGCCUGGUGCUUUCGCAUCUUUCUCGACUCAACAUCAACAGCAGCAGCAACGUCAGCAACCAGGCUCCUACUUUGGCGGUGCAAGCUUAGCGCAGGAAGCAGAUCCCUACGACCAAGACACAGGUUUUGGCAGUGGGCCAGCACUGCAAAGGGCUGAUUCAGGCUUUGGAGCAAGUAAUGCCAAUCAAUACCGUGCAGCAUCGGCGACCGCCGCAGGUAUUACCCAAUCUCAGCAUUCGAACGCACACUCUUCUCCCAGCACGUACGGCUCAGCUAUCAGCUCCAUAGACCAGCAUCCUUCUUCUCAGAAGCAUCAGCAGCAGCAAAUCACUCCUGCCUCUCCCCAACCACAACCACCUCAGCAGCAAACCGGAGCAUUCCCAUCCAACAUCAACGUCAACCAACCCACCACCAACCCUUCCACCUCGGCCUCCCGCUUCCAAUCUCACACACCCUCCACCCUCCUUCCAAACGAACACUCCUCUUUCGCCCCUCAAUCAUCCACUCAAUCAUCCACAGGUGCCGCUGCUCCCCGCCAACUCACCCCAGGCUACCCACUCCCAUCCUCCAACUAUACCAUCCCUUCCUACUCCCCCUUCGCCCGAGUCGAUUCCCUCUCCACCCCACGCCGCGAAACGAUGCAAGACAUGUACGGAGUCCCCGAAAACUUUCUCGAGGUCGAAGUCCGAAACCCACUCACUCACGGCGUAGGUCGGAAAAUGUACACCGAUUAUGAAAUCAUCACCCGUACAAACAUCCCUGCUUUCAAGCUGAGGUAUUCCUCAGUGAGGAGAAGGUAUAGCGAUUUCGAGUACUUCAGAGAUAUUCUCGAAAGGGAAAGUACAAGGGUCAACAUCCCUCCACUACCAGGCAAGGUUUUUACGAAUAGAUUUACAGAUGAAGUGAUCGAGGGGAGAAGGGAAGGAUUGGAGAGAUUUUUGCAGGUGGUCGCAGGUCAUCCACUGUUGCAGACCGGAAGUAAGGUCAUGGCGGCCUUCUUGCAGGAUGCUGGUUGGAGUAAGGAUCAGUGGUUGUAA